Messenger RNA from Mesorhabditis spiculigera, 867 nucleotides. Lineage: Eukaryota; Metazoa; Nematoda; Chromadorea; Rhabditida; Rhabditidae. The record is from the annotation of a GenBank genome assembly.
AUGAAGUUUUUCCAGCAAAAUUUGGCGCAUAAGAAAAAUGUCAUCAACCAGCCAGCCGUACCGCGAACCACUGCCCAAGCCGUCCCGGUGUUUAAUCUAUCCGGCCAAGCGGGCCCGAAGCCUCAACUGAACAUCAAAGCCGCCCCAAAGCCUAGUUUUCAACCAACGCUCAAACCGUCCGUGAAUCCUGUAAAGGCUACUCCACUAAACGAUGCCGCGCCUCUCAAAUUUUUACCCAAUGCUGCACUGGAAGAUAAGGAGGAAGAGCCGGAACCCACCUCAUCAAAUGCCCCGACGUUUACUGCACCGGCGAUCAAGCCCGGGUUUGGUGGGAAGAGCCGUGGACUGGGCGUCGCGGCGAAUAUCAUGAGCAAAAUGGGAUACAAACAAGGUUUCGGUCUCGGCAAGUCAGAGCAGGGCAUUAGCAGCGCGUUGACAGUUCAACGAGUGGGACAAAAUGCCGGGCAGAUUUUGACAGAAACUCAGGCGGCAAUCAAAGAAGCUCAAAAAGCGGCACCACGAGGCGUUGGGACGGCGAACGUGGCGGAUGCGAUGAAGCAUUCGAGCCGCGUAGUGCUUUUACGGAAUCUCGUGGGGAAAAGUGAGGUGGACGCCGACCUGCAAUCGGAGAUCGAGGCCGAGAUGGGCAAGUACGGCACCGUGUCCAGUUCACAUAUUCAUUUGAUGCCUGAGGGUACCCCAGAGGACGAGGAGGUGCGGAUAUUUGUCGAGUAUUCGAACGUCCCUCAAGCAAUCAAGGCAUUUAUCGUCCAGAAUAACCGAUUUUUCGCCGGGCGCAACAUUCGGGCGACAUUCUACUCCCCCGACGACUAUAACGACCGGAUCUACGACGUGGAGACGAUCACC